This is a messenger RNA of Mytilus trossulus (common blue mussel), 713 nucleotides long. Its product is annotated as RNA-binding protein 1-like. Lineage: Eukaryota; Metazoa; Mollusca; Bivalvia; Mytilida; Mytilidae. The coding region runs from base 28 to 540 and encodes 170 amino acids. Gene Ontology annotation, cellular component: spliceosomal complex. The transcript is spliced from 5 exons. The record is from RefSeq and is a predicted model, not a curated record. Gene Ontology annotation, molecular function: RNA binding. Gene Ontology annotation, biological process: positive regulation of mRNA splicing, via spliceosome.
UUUAUUGCUUUAUUUGUUGUAGUUACCAUGGCAGCAAGAGCAACAAAAGAUUGGCGCCUGGACUGUAAAGUAUAUAUUGGUGACUUAGGUUAUGGUGCUGCUAAACAAGAAAUAGAAGAUGUAUUCCAGAGAUAUGGUCCAUUAAGAAAUGUAUGGGUGGCUAGAAACCCACCAGGAUUUGCUUUUGUUGAAUUUCAGGAUCCCAGGGACGCUGAAGAUGCUACAAAGGCUCUUGAUGGCACGAGAGUAAAUGGUAGAAGGGUACAAGUAGAAAUGUCAUCAGGAAAGUCACGCUGGGGUAAAGAUGGUCCUCCUAAACGUGGAGGAGGAUACAGAGAUGACUGGAGACAGGGUGGUAGCAGAGGUGGAGGUAGAGGAGGUGGUUAUAGUGGCGGAAGAGGUCGUUCAAGGUCUCCUCCUCCAAGACGCAGGGACUCACCAUCACCAAGGAGACGAGGACGAAGUGAUAGUCGUAGCAGGUCAAAUUCACCUUACAGAAGGAGGUCAAGGUCACCAGUGGACAGAAAGAAGGACUGGUGAAUAUCAAGAUAACAUGGACAGAAAUAUUGUUAGACGGUCAGCAGAUACAACCAGAUUGUUGUUAUCCUUUUAGUCAGGAUGUCUGAUAUUUUAAUGUUAGCAUUUUAAAUGGAAUACGUAACAUCAGAUUUAUUUUAAUAAAUGUAUUUUUUUAUGAUUUGAAUCUGUAAAGA